Molecule: messenger RNA, 3457 nt
Organism: Eruca vesicaria subsp. sativa (arugula)
Lineage: Eukaryota; Viridiplantae; Streptophyta; Magnoliopsida; Brassicales; Brassicaceae
Source: the annotation of a GenBank genome assembly
GUGAACUCAAAACACAAAAGUAAAAGACAAGUCUUGGGAAGACAAGUAGAGAGAGAGAGAGAGCUUCACUAUUCUUAUUGUUAAAUCCCUUUGGCAUGUUAAUCUGUAACGAUUUUAUGUUUUCUUGUCAAGUCUCGAAUCCACAAGAAUGUCUGGAUCUGAAAUUUGAAUCUUUGGGAAGACAAAGCGUAUAGGUGAGGUUGCUGCUACUAUACUAUUACGUUGAAGAGAAGCAAGUAACUCAUUUGUUAAGAAAAAGCUCAAGUAUCGGUGUUAAUUUGGCUGAGCAAUGGAGUCGCGGAUGGAUCAGUACGAGCUCAUGGAGCAGAUCGGCCGUGGUGCGUUUGGCGCCGCCAUUCUAGUUCAUCACAAGGCCGAGAGAAAGAAGUAUGUUCUUAAGAAGAUCAGAUUAGCUCGCCAAACGGAACGUUGCCGGAGAUCUGCUCAUCAAGAAAUGGCGUUAAUUGCGAAGGUUCAGCAUCCAUACAUCGUGGAGUUUAAAGAAGCUUGGGUUGAGAAAGGUUGCUAUGUUUGUAUUGUCACUGGAUACUGUGAAGGAGGAGACAUGGCCGAGUUGAUGAAAAAGUCAAACGGUGUCUACUUUCCUGAGGAGAAGCUCUGCAAGUGGUUUACUCAAUUGUUAUUAGCUGUUGAGUAUCUCCAUUCUAACUAUGUUCUACAUCGUGAUCUAAAGUGUUCCAACAUUUUCCUUACAAAAGAUGACGUUCGCCUUGGAGACUUUGGUCUGGCCAAAACUUUGAAGGCGGAUGACUUAACUUCCUCGGUCGUUGGAACUCCAAACUACAUGUGCCCGGAACUGCUUGCUGAUAUCCCUUAUGGUUUUAAAUCAGAUAUCUGGUCCCUAGGCUGUUGCAUAUAUGAGAUGGCUGCAUUUCGGCCUGCUUUCAAAGCUUUUGAUAUGGCAGGGCUUAUAAGCAAGGUUAAUCGCUCCUCAAUUGGUCCGUUGCCUUCAUGCUAUUCCCCAUCUUUAAAAGCACUCAUCAAGGGGAUGCUAAGGAAGAACCCAGAGUAUCGGCCAAGCGCCUCGGAGAUCUUGAAGCAUCCGUAUUUGCAGCCAUAUGUUGAGCAGUAUCGUCCAGCCAUUUCCGCAGCGUAUAUAACUCCAGAAAAGCCUCUCAAUUCUCGUGAGGGCCGGAGGAGUAUGGCUGAAAGCCAGAACAGCAAUAGCUCCAGUGAAAGAGAUAACUUCUACGUGAUUGAAAAAAACAACCGACAUGUGGUUGCAAGCAAUGGUAAUAAAGUCACUGAGAGCGAUUCAGUUUCUGUGGAUGAACAAGACAUUCUCGACCAUAUGCAGCAACAACAACCAGUUGAAAAUGAAAAUGUCCAGUGUGUUUCAGCAACGAAAACAGAUAGUCAUGGCAUUUUAAAGCCCUCACAGGGUGACCAGAGACCAGACGCUAUUCAAGCAAGGCACCCAAAAACUAUUAGAAACAUCAUGAUGGUUUUGAAAGAAGAGAAAGGUAGAGAAAAUGGUUCACCUAUGAGAGUUAAUCGAGGGAGAACAUCUGCGGUUCCUACACAGAAGAACAAUACUGAAACUCCUUCAAAGAUUCCCAAACUCGGUGACAUUGCUCAUAGCUCCAAGAGUAACUCAAGUACACCCUCAAAGCUAGCCUCUGAAUCUGCAAGGACUCCUCCUGGAUCAAUACCGCGGAAGCAUCAUCAAAUGCCUGUGAUCGACCCUUCUUCAAAGCUUAAGCGUACAAACGACAGAAUUCCCCUUGCUCCUUCUGCAAAACACGAUCCCGAAGAGGCAAUGUCAGCUAAGCGAAGACAAAGAACACCUCCUACUUUACCAAUAAGAACGCCCUCAACACAAUUAGGAGCAGAUAUUCCUAUUAUGGUGGCUAAAGAAACCAUGAAGCUAUAUCCAUGUCAGCCGUCAGAGCACGAAAAUAAUGCUCAUCAACCUCGUGUCCAAACGUCUCCUGUGAACGCGCCGGAGCCAAAGAGAAUCUCUGUCGGAUCUUCCAAAGGGGUGCAGAGUGAAAGCAGCAACUCUAUCUCGUCUUCGUUGUCCAUGCAGGCAUUUGACCUCUGUGAUGAUGCUUCCACCCCAUAUGUCGACAUGUCAGAACAGACAACUCCUGAUGACCACAAAAGAUCAUGUCAUAGUGGAUACUCUUCUUUGUUUCCAGAAAUCUCAUCAGAUAUGAUGAUCCACAGAGACGAACACAGCACCAGUAUGCGGCUUGCUGAAAUUCCUGACACUGUUCCUGUUCCUGAUGUUCAAAACAACAUUUCUCAUCACCAGCCAGAAGGAAGCUCUCUUCCUGCGUCUAAAGAGAAUGGUAGCCCUGUAGCAUUACAAAGCUACGAGCCAAACGCGUCAGGUGAUGAUAAAUUCACAGUCAAAGAAUUUGUCUCCUCAGGACCAGUGCCUUCACAGUCGGAUAAUAAAACCACCAGCGUCGUCUCUCAGAACUUGGCUCUUGAGAAGAGCAACAAUCCUUCGGUGGUUGAUGAUAUCAUUCAUGUAAUCCGGCACAGCAGUUUCCGAGUAGGGAGUGACCAGCCGGUCAUGGAAAGUGUUGAAGUCGGUGUCCAGAACGUUGACGUUGGUAAACUCAUAAACGUUGUUAGAGAUGAACUUGAAGUGAGGAAAGUAGCCACUCCCUCUGAGUCAACCCCCACGAGAUCGACCAACUCAGAGCCUCCUGAAUCAAGAACUGAGACACGUCCUGAAGAACCAGACUCUAUCACUAGCUAUUCAGAAACCAAGAGCUUUAACUCAUACUCUGAUUUUUCACCAGCUGAGACAAGACCAAACUCAUUUAUGCCUGAUGAGGAAACAACUCCGGUUCCAUCUGUGAAAGAGACGUUGGACAUCAAGUCCUUCAGACAAAGAGCAGAGGCGCUUGAAGGCCUCUUGGAACUAUCUGCGGAUUUGCUGGAACAGAGUAGACUGGAAGAGCUAGCCAUCGUGUUGCAGCCGUUUGGGAAAAACAAAGUUUCGCCUAGAGAAACUGCUAUUUGGUUGGCGAAGAGCUUAAAAGGAAUGAUGAUCGAAGACAUCAAUAAUAACAACAGUGGCAGUUCCAGGAAGUGUUCAUGAUUUCAUCAAGGUACCAAUGUAUUAUACCACCAUCUUCAACCCAUCUCUCUUCUGUUACUUUUAUUUUUCCUGUAACGUUUAAAUUUGCAGAAAGCAAUAAUUAUUUUAUAAAAAAGUAAGAAUCAUUAAAACAAUAUUUUUCGAAGAACACAUCUUUUCGAAAUCUUGAAAGUACAGCUAGCUAACGAUGUUAGGCGUAAUUAUCUACGUUGUCUACUUUUGAAGGGAACUUCCUCAGAUUGUAAAAUAACAUAGAACUAGAUGAUAUCUGGGUCAUACGCAGAGUGAGUUUUUUAUAUUAAUGUUUGUUCGGUUUUUACAUUUUGUAAUAUUAUAUUUUUUAUCAAUUGUAAAAUAACAAAUAAAAAUGUUGGUCUA